This is a messenger RNA of Cryphonectria parasitica EP155, 240 nucleotides long. RefSeq lists its product as uncharacterized. The transcript is spliced from 2 exons. The annotation marks the transcript as partial. The record is from RefSeq and is a predicted model, not a curated record. NCBI's taxonomy places the organism in Eukaryota, Fungi, Ascomycota, Sordariomycetes, Diaporthales, Cryphonectriaceae.
GAACAGUUCCAGGCUCUUCUUUCGCUCCACCGCAUAUUACUGUAUGAACACCAUGACUUUCUCACAGCAUCGUGCCACCCCAACGUAUCGUUCGCACUCCGGGAGCUCGUCACAAAGUACGCCAUGCCGGCGAGAAUCACUUUCAUCCGCCUGACCUAUGCCAUGAUGUCUGUACUGGAAGAGACUGUCCCUUGGUACAGGGAGAUCUGGAUGGAAUGCAAAGGAGAUUUGGCCAGAUAC